UUAUACGAAAAUGGCGUUGUGUUGUGCCCUUUCAAACGAGGUGCCGGAACACCCGGUGGUGUCCCCUUCCUCGGGUGCGAUUUUCGAGAAACGCAUCAUCGAAAAAUACAUCCAAGAGCAUGGCAAGGACCCCAUCAGCGGUGAAGAACUCACCGUGGACAAACUAAUUGAAAUAAAAACCCCCCCGAUAGUAAAACCGAAGCCGCCUAGCGCCACUAGUAUCCCAGCCACGUUGAAACUGUUGCAAGACGAAUGGGACGCUGUUAUGCUCUACAGUUUCACACAACGACAACAACUGCAGACAGCGCGCCAAGAGUUGAGCCACGCUUUGUACCAACACGACGCCGCCUGUCGCGUCAUUGCGCGACUCAACAAGGAGGUGACGGCCGCCAGGGAAGCGCUGGCCACCUUGAAGCCCCAAGCGGGCAUCAUAACAGUGCCCCAGCCGGCCGUGGCCGCCGAAGCGGGCGGAGUCGCCAACCAACCGACCGAACAAGGCGGAAUGACGGAUGAAGUGAUUGAGAAGCUCCAAGACAAGGCCACUGUGUUGACCCAGGAGAGGAAGAAGAGGAGCAAGACGGUGCCUGAGGAGGUGUCCACGCCUGAACAGUUGAGGGGGUUCAAGACUUUGGCCUCGCAUCCGGGGUUGCAUUCGGCGAGUGUCCCCGGGAUUUUGGCCCUUGACGUACACAAUUCUGACACGAGUAAAAUCCUCACUGGUGGUAAUGAUCGCAACGCAACUGUGUUUAACAAAGACACGGAACAAGUUGUGGCGAUUCUUAAAGGGCACACUAAGAAGGUCACUAAAGUGGUUUACCACCCCGAUGAAGACCUUGUUAUUACCGCGUCACCUGACUCUACAAUUCGCGUGUGGAACGUGCCAACAUCGCAAACUACUUUAUUGUUACGUGUCCAUGAGGGGCCUAUUACCGGGCUGUCUUUGCAUCCGACUGGAGACUAUGUCUUGUCGGCUUCGGAGGACCAACAUUGGGCGUUCUCUGAUAUCAGAACAGGGGAGUUGUUGACGAAAGUCUCCGAUCAGACUAAUAUUCCACUCACGACGGCUCAGUUGCAUCCCGACGGGCUCAUUUUCGGUACGGGAACGGCGAAUUCCCAGGUGAAGAUUUGGGAUUUGAAGGAACAACUCAAUGUUGCGACUUGCACGGGACACACGGGGGCUAUCACUGCCAUCUCGUUCUCAGAGAACGGGUAUUAUAUGGCCACUGCUGAUGAUGCUUGUGUCAAGUUGUGGGAUUUGAGGAAAGUGAGGAAUUUUAAAACAUUGCAGUUGGAUGAGGAUUACCAGAUUAAGGAUCUGUGUUUUGACCAGAGUGGCACGUAUUUGGCUGUGGCUGGGACUGACGUCAGAGUUUAUUUCUGUAAGCAAUGGCAGGAAUUGAAAGUGUUUAAUGACCAUACGGCUGCAGCGACUGGUGUUAGAUUUGGUAAAGAUGCCAGGUUUAUAGCGUCUACUUCCAUGGACAGGACUUUAAAAUUGUACGGUUUAGAUUAGGGAUAAGUUUAUUGCAAGCUGAACACAAUAGUUUUAUCGUCUUGCAUUUUUGCGUAAUUAGGGAAUGUACGAUUAAUAACUUUAUGUUAAUGUUUAUUUUAAUUUUACAAAUAAAGUGAUUAAAUCUCAA
Molecule: messenger RNA, 1643 nt
Organism: Tribolium madens (black flour beetle)
Lineage: Eukaryota; Metazoa; Arthropoda; Insecta; Coleoptera; Tenebrionidae
Gene: Prp19
Product: pre-mRNA-processing factor 19
Exons: 5
Coding region: 11-1513 (500 amino acids)
Biological process (GO): DNA repair; protein ubiquitination; mRNA splicing, via spliceosome
Cellular component (GO): Prp19 complex; U2-type catalytic step 1 spliceosome; cytoplasm
Molecular function (GO): protein binding; ubiquitin protein ligase activity
Source: RefSeq, a predicted model, not a curated record